This is a messenger RNA of Leptosomus discolor (cuckoo roller), 723 nucleotides long. The record is from RefSeq and is a predicted model, not a curated record. NCBI's taxonomy places the organism in Eukaryota, Metazoa, Chordata, Aves, Leptosomiformes, Leptosomidae.
CCCCGGCGCAGCAUUAUCAUGACGGCCUCCUCCACGCUGCUGGCCCUCUUCCUGAUGCCCCUCUGCCUCUGGGUCUACAGCCGCCACUGGAUCAACACGGCCCUGGUGCAGCUCCUGCCCCUGGGGGCCGUGAGCCUGACGCUGGGCAGCACCAAAAAGGUGCUCAUCCGGUACCGGCACCCCCGCGCCGCCGACCUCCUCGUUAAGAUUUCCCUGUGGUCCCUCUUGGUGACUGUGGUGAUCCUGUUCAUCCUGACUGGGACCAUGCUGGGCCCAGAUCUGAUGGCACAUAUUCCUGCAUCUGUGUACGCCAUUGCGGUGCUGAUGCCUCUAGCGGGGUACGCCUUGGGAUACGGCUUAGCCACGGUCUUUAAAAUGCCCCCACACUGCAGGAGAACAGUGUCUUUGGAAACAGGGUGCCAAAACGUCCAGCUCUGCACCGCCAUCCUAAAACUCACCUUCCCCCCGGAGCUCAUAGGGAGCAUGUACAUGUUUCCCUUGCUUUAUGCGCUUUUUCAGUCGGCAGAAGCAGGACUGUUUGUGCUGGCAUACAAGAUGUAUGGGAGAGACAGCUACAAACAAGAUACGCUUAGUGAAGAGGAAGACACAGAUAUUUCCUACAAGAAACUGAAAGAAGAGGAGGUGGCUGAUACUUCAUACGGCACAGUGACCAUGGAGGAGCACAACUCCGUUCAGAUGGAGCCGACGCAGACGGCGCUUUAG